This is a messenger RNA of Daucus carota subsp. sativus, 1561 nucleotides long. Its product is annotated as benzyl alcohol O-benzoyltransferase. The record is from RefSeq and is a predicted model, not a curated record. The transcript is spliced from 2 exons. Lineage: Eukaryota; Viridiplantae; Streptophyta; Magnoliopsida; Apiales; Apiaceae. Gene Ontology annotation, molecular function: acyltransferase activity, transferring groups other than amino-acyl groups. Bases 114 to 1487 code for a protein of 457 amino acids.
UUAAGUAGAUCUAAUAUACAGUAUCUCUAAUACUUCUGCAAUCCUGCUUAAGUUACAAACGACUUAUUUUUUGAACUUUAACAACCUCUUAGUUUCUAACACAUAUUUCAUGCAUGGCAAGACAAGAGCCAUUGGUUUUCACUGUAACAAGGCGGUCACCAGAGCUCAUACCUCCGGCAAAACUGACGCCACACGAGUACAAACUCCUCUCGGACAUAGACGAUCAAGAGACUUGUCGUUUCCAAGUCCCGAUCAUCCAAUUUUACCAAAAUAAAAAUAAUGUCACUGAUGUACUAAACAGGGAACCCGUGAAAGUCAUUAGGGAAGCCCUUGCCAAAACUCUUGUAUUUUAUUACCCGUUUGCAGGCCGCCUACGAGAAGGCGCAGGCAGAAAACUGGCUGUGGAAUGCACCGGAGAAGGAGUGCUGUUUAUUGAAGCCGACGCGGAUGUUACACUUGAGCAAUUUGGUGACGCGCUUUAUCCACCAUUUCCUUGUUUAGGCGAGCUUCUUUUCGACGUGCCUGGCUCUUCUGGAGUUCUUGAUACUCCUCUGCUCCUUAUUCAGGUAACUCGGCUUAAGUGUGGAGGAUUUAUAUUGGCCUGGCGCCAUAAUCACACAAUGUGCGAUGCUGCUGGAUUUGUUCAAUUUAUGACUGCUUUAGGUGAAAUCGCUAGGGGGGCAAGUGUGCCGUCUAUACAUCCAGUGUGGCAAAGAGAAUUACUUAAUGCGAGGAAUCCACCUCGCGUUACGUGUGCUCAUCCCGAGUAUGAUAAUGUGGCUGACACGAAGGAAACCAUGAUUCCUAUGGCUAAUUUGGUUCAACGUUCAUUCUUUUUUGGCCCCGCUGAGAUUCUUACCCUGCGUCGACUGGUUCCUACUGAUUUUCGCAAAUGUUCUACCUUUGAACUGCUAACCGCUUUUUUAUGGCGAAUUCGUACUCGUUCCCUGGAUCUUGGUCCUGAAGAGGAGGUGCGCUUGCUCUGUGUUAUCAAUGCACGCAGCAAUUUCAGUCCCUCUCUGCCUAAGGGGUAUUAUGGAAAUGCUUUUGCGUUCCCAGCAGCUCUGACAACUGCUGGGAAGCUUUGUCAGAAUCCGAUUGAAUACGCCUUAGAACUUGUUAUGAAAACCAAAGAAGUUUUCAACGAAGAGUACAUGAAAUCAGUUGCUGACUUGAUGGUUCUAAAAGGACGGCCACAUUUCACAGUAGCGAGGACCUUUUUUGUGUCAGACCUGACACGUGCUGGAUUUGGAAGUGUUGAUUACGGAUGGGGAAGACCUGUGUAUGGCGGUCCAGCCAGAGGGGGGACUGUGAAUAGCUUUUACAUACCAUUCAAGAACAGAAAGGGUGAGAAGGGAAUUGUGGUGCCAUUUUGGUUACCAGCAUCUGCUAUGAACAAAUUUGCACUUGAACUUGAUGGCAUUUUGAAGAACAAUGAUCAUUUGGUCACAGAUAAUACUCCUCUUCCUAUUAAGUCAGUCCUGUAGAAGCUGCUUGUGUUCCCAGAAGUUUAAUCGCGACAAUUGGCUGCUAAAAUAAACUGACACUUGCGUAUUAAUUG